Molecule: messenger RNA, 246 nt
Organism: Penicillium arizonense
Lineage: Eukaryota; Fungi; Ascomycota; Eurotiomycetes; Eurotiales; Aspergillaceae
Exons: 2
Coding region: 1-246 (81 amino acids)
Source: RefSeq, a predicted model, not a curated record
AUGUUCCCAAAAGCGUCAUCCCAAGAGGAGUUACACUUCCACCUUCAUUUCUUCUCGAUCUCCCAGGCAGCUAGGAGAAGAGGACCUACACUUACAGUGUCCACUAUCAGAUACGAUCAAUCUGUACAGGCUCUUAUUGAAUGUGCGAAUGAUACCACCAAGCAACCAUGUUUUGUUCCUGCUACCGGUGUUAUUGAGCUUCUCCCCGUUGUCUUCGCCAUCAAGGCUAGUGCUCACGGGCUUUGA